AUGCACCUCAACCUCGCCGACCACGAAUUCCCAAAGAUGUCAUUGACAUCAUCCCAGCGCCCUUCGCCUGGUACUCCCUUCGAUUACAAUCCAAUCUUCAGUCCCAGGAAUCCUUCUUCUGGUGCUUCUGGUGCUUCUGCUACAUCCUCAUCUGCUCCUGCUUCCCAAUCAAGAUCUCAGCAUACCCAACCUCCUCAUCUAUACACCAUCCCCGGCACUCCUGCUGACCUGCCUGCCAACAUUCCCAGCACUCCCGGAGGUUAUCCCAGAAGGACUCCCUUACCUAGAGGCCCCGAUGCUUCAGCUACAACUGCCAGCCCCGCCUCGGGCUACUUUGGUCUCGACAGAGAUUCCGAGGAAUCAUACGCUCAUAAUAAUUGGUCGACCACCUCCUCCCUCCGAUCCUUAGCCGCCAGAUCUCCUCACGUUCUUGACAUCGACACCAUGCCUACUGCUACUUCUGAGAACUUUCGCCGACAAUCCUCUGCUAUUGCUGCUCACAAUAAAAAUCAUGCUGCCUAUCAGAGAUCCAGGGGUGGAAGCAGGGACAUGUCCGAUUCCAUCGAUGGAUUUUUCGCCGGUGCCUUGAAAUCCCCUCGACACGACCCUUCUGCUGCUUCCUCCUCCUCUUCAUCUUCUUCUUCCUCCUCCUAUUCUGCAGCUGCUUCUGCUUCUAGAACUGAAAGGAAAAUUCUUUCUCCUAGAUCCGAAGCUGAAAUGCAACAAAGGGCUGUUGCGUCUUCAUCGAGGCAUAAUAGUAUAUAUGAGGAACCGCAAAACUACUUUGACCAGCCAAGAUAUGAUUCCCCUGUGACAUACGAUCCCUCCAUCCCAAGCCGUUCCGUCUCGGCUUCUGGCUGGAGCUCAUCAUCCAUGCCACAUUUGUUGCAGGGAGGCUCAGUCUCUGGCGAAUUUACCAUGAGGCCACCACCUCUCGACCGACAGAGGUCCUCAACACUGCCUCCUUCCUCUCAAGUAGACGGCCUAUCUUUGAUGUACGCCUCAAAGCUAGCCCAGAUCCUAGAUCUAGCUCCCAAAACGACUCUUCUCCUGGACUUGCGACCCUUCCAGCAAUUUUCCCAAUCUAGGAUCAGAGGCUCCAUCAACAUUUCCAUCCCCACCACUCUCCUCAAGCGACCGUCUUUCAAUAUCGCAAAACUAACGGAGAGUCUCGGGGGGCCUGAGAUGAAGAAGCAACUCGCUAGGUGGAAGGAGGUUAACAAUAUUGUCGUCUACGACGCAUCCUCAAGUACCGUCAAGGAAUCCGCUUCCGCAGCGCACACCGUCAGCAAAUUUGUUAGAGAAGGUUGGCAAGGAGAUGCCUAUCUGUUAAGUGGCGGGUUUGAGGAAUUUAGUGAUCAAUUCCCUGGAGUAGUUGACAUAGGGCCUCUCCAAACGGAGAAAAAGAAGACCAAUUCACUCUCACUAUCAGGUUCAUCGGACGGUGGUCCACCAGCUUUCAAUUGUGUCAUGCCAAAGGCUGCUGCAAACCCUUUCUUUUCUAACAUUCGACAGAAUAUGGACUUGCUGGGAGGUGUCGGCGAGAUCUCCUUGAAGAUUCCACACUACAUCACUUCGGAAGUUCGUAGAGCGAUGCCAAAAUGGAUGCGAGAUGUCCUGAGGGAAGACGGGGCCAAGAAGGUUGCCGACAAGUUCUUGAAAUUGGAGAAGGCCGAACAGCGCAGGAUGCAGGACGCUCUAAACGUCAACGUCACUUACGAAUCACCAAAGACACUCCGACCGCCUCAAACUCAUACUUUGGCCGGUGUGGAAAAGGGUGCGAAGAAUCGUUACAACAAUAUCUGGCCGUACGACCAUACGAGGGUUAGGCUUACCGAUUACUCUCCCGAAUCGUGCGACUAUAUCAACGCCAGCUACGUAUCGACCGACUUUAGCUCGAAGAGAUAUAUUGCAACCCAGGGUCCCAUCCCUCAUACUUUCCGAGACUUCUGGAGCGUCGUCUGGGACCAUGAUGUUCGUGUUAUAGUUAUGCUUACUGCUGAAGCCGAGGGAGGCCAGCUCAAGUGCCACAAAUACUGGAAGGAACAUAGCUAUGGUCCGUACCAACUGAAUAACAUUUCAGAGAAAAGGAUUCCUUUGGAUCCCGCCAAAACCAACGGGUAUGCCUACAAGAAGGAAGGGCCGAUACGCCGCCAAAGUUCUAGUCGCAAUGAACCCGAAUCGCCCAAGGAAUUCAACGGACCUCAUGUUAUUAUGCGAAAGUUCACUUUGAGCCACAGCUCCCACCCGUUCUCCCCUCUCCGAGAAAUAACUCAGCUUCAGUAUUCCUCUUGGCCCGACUUUGGCGCCCCAGCUGACCCCGCCCAUAUUCUCGCUCUCAUCGAACAGACUGAGUUGGUGAUACGUUCUUCCGGCGGUUCCCGGCGUUCUUCCUCCUCAACCACCCAUGAUAGGCGCUCCUCACGAGCUGACGGCGAGAGGCCGGUUCUUGUUCAUUGCAGUGCAGGCUGUGGCCGAACUGGCACUUUCUGUGCUACCGACUCCGUCAUUGACAUGCUCAGGCGCCAGCGUGAGCGUGUAAGAAGCGCAGGUGGAAGGUAUCCUCAGAAUGGUGUUGACCACGAAGGAGACUCCCCAAUGCGAUACGGGUUUGACAACAACGACUUCCAAGGACAAUGGAUCAACGACGAUCGCGUGGAUUUGAUCGAGAAGGCAGUUGAGAAUUUGAGAGAUCAGAGGAUUUCGAUGGUUCAGACUCUUAGGCAGUAUGUUCUUUGCUACGAAACCGUAGCGGAGUGGCUUGUUAGGAGACCCCUCGCAGACGGCAGUGUGGCUUCUUGGAUGAAAGCUUGA
Orbilia oligospora ATCC 24927 is the source of this 2814-nucleotide messenger RNA. RefSeq lists its product as uncharacterized. Gene Ontology annotation, biological process: protein dephosphorylation. Gene Ontology annotation, molecular function: protein tyrosine phosphatase activity. The transcript has 2 exons. Bases 1 to 2814 code for a protein of 937 amino acids. Lineage: Eukaryota; Fungi; Ascomycota; Orbiliomycetes; Orbiliales; Orbiliaceae. The record is from RefSeq and is a predicted model, not a curated record.